UGAGUGUAUCCCAGUUUAUCUCCCUCCCCCUGCCCACAGUGAGUGUACCUCUGUCUCAGGGGAGCCCUCUAGUGCUGCGCUGAUCGGAACGGAUUGCAGUUGGAGCGGUCGGAAGGCAGCGCUGAGUCAGUAGCUGGACUUGCAGCUGUUGCCGGAUCUCUGAGACAUCCCGCGGGCUGGGAGCAUCCGCGGGUCCCCGGGGCCGUGCGAGGAGCGACAUCAGGACAGGAUAAGCUCGUCCUCAUGUCUCGGACCGUGCCAGACACCGCCUGCCUCCUGGAAUGACAGCCUGGGUCAUCCUGCCCGUUAGCCUGUCCGUCUCCACCAUCACAGCACUCUGGGUCGUGUAUGCGGUGGCAGUACGGAAUCACCAUGUUUGCCCUGUGGAUAACUGGAUUUACAAUGAAUCAUGUGGCCUGGUCUCUGCGCAGGGAGGACCCAAAGUAUGUUGCACCUUAGAUGAUAUUCCAUUGGUCAGUAAGUGUGGUACCUUACCUCCCGAGAGCUGCCUCUUCAGUCUGAUCUGUAGCGUCGGGUCCUUCAUGGUGAUGUUGGUGGGUUUGUUACGUUACGCUCAGGUGAUGGAGAGACACCAGAACUCCUUACUGAACACAGCAGCGCUGGUCACUUGCUGGAUCUGUGCUGCAGGCCUCAUCGUCGUGGGAAACUUCCAGGUUGACAAUGCCAAAGUGCUGCACUAUGUUGGCGCUGGAGUAGGGUUCCCCAGCAGUAUGCUGUUCAUCUGUUUCCAAUCGGUGCUCACUUACAGGAUAGCAAAGAACUCCCUGGACUACCAAAUAGGCCACUGCCGAGCAUUCCUCACCAUUGUGGCCUUCAUCAACCUUGUUAUGAGUGGGGUCUUCUUCAUUCAGGAGAGCUCCCAGCUCCAGCACGCAGCAGCUAUCUGCGAGUGGGUUUUCACCAUCAUCAUUCUCAUUUUCUACGGGACUUUCGCCAUGGAGUUCAGCUCCAUCACUCAAAACACCUUCCUUGAAAUGCUGGCAAAGAGAGACAAGAAGACAAACUGUAAAGCAGACACCAACAUGGUGGUCCCCAGCUCAGGCAUCAACCGCACCCAAGAGGCCAUCGCCAUGAUCUAAGCUUCGAGAUCUCCACAGACAGGUCGAACUAUAACUCUGCCGUAAAACGUUGGUGGACCCCGAAUAGGGGUGUGGGCUGGGGGUAUCUGUGGAGCAUUACUGCCUGUUACAUUGGAGGGGGAAAUAAAUCAUGAAAUACCUCAGAUCCUUGAGCAAACCGGGGAUACUGUUACACAAAAGCCAUCGCAAAAGGACCAAACCUCUCCUUUCUCCAAUGGUAUUUUUGGAACAUUUUUAUGAAAUGUAAUUUUUUUUAUAAAAGUUUGAUUUUUAUAGCAGAAAUGAAUUAUAUAUUUUAUGACAGCAAGUGAUUCAACCAUUCAGACUAUUGUGAAAGACAUUCGAUGCCUUUAAGUUGCAUGUAACACUGACCCUUGUAAAUGGGACAGGUCAACAUUCAAAUUGACAUGAUAAAGUUCACUUUUUAAAAUGUCAUUUCCAUUUAUCGGUAGCUGAUUUCUGUGUGUUUUCCCGUUAUCUUUCGCUUCCAGGCUGAACAUGGGUGACCACGGUUUCUAACAUAUUAACAUUCCCACUUGCUGGAGAGUUGUCCAUAGCCAGGGCAGGUUAACCAGUGAAGAAACCUCACCCUAGACCUCUGUGCUCCCACCUUCUCUGCCCUGGCCCCGCAUCUACCUCCUUCCCCCAUUCCCUGUGUUGUUUUUAACUGAUCUACCCUCUGGCUCCUUUGCCCUUCUCCCUCUCUGAGAGGAUGUGCCUGGCCCACAUUCUGUCAGAAGCCUUUGGUAUUGACCCUUGGAUCCAUUGAACUUUGCUGUCCUCAUUUUUCCCUGGGUUCUUUAUCCUCGUUCAAUCCUAAAACCUUCCAAGAUCUCGGCGCUCCUCCAAUCCCAGUCUCUUGCGUGGAGAUGCUGAUGCUGGAGUCAGAGACAACACAGUGUGCAGCUGGAGGAACACAGCAGGCCAGGCAGCAUCAGAGGGGCAGGAAAGCUGACGUUUCAGGUCGGGACCCUUCUUCAGACUUUCCUGCUCCUCUGAUGUUGCCUGGUCUCUAUGUUCCUCCAGCUCCACACUGUGUUAUCUCGGUCUCUUGCACGCUUCUUGUCAUUUCUCCCCCAUUUUUGUGUGCCUCCAGCCAACUAGUCCCCAGGUUCUGGAAACCCUUCACCAAACCUCUCCGUCUCUGCCUUUAUCUAUCUCUCUUCCUCUUCUGUUUCUGAUGCACCUUAAAACUUCUGACAAAACUUAUUGUUCCCUGUCUUAAUAUUUCAUCAUAGUGCCAAUUUUGUUGAUAGUUUUCCUGUGAAAACUUUCGGACAUUUUUGCUAUGUUAAAGGUGCUAGGUGAACACAGGUUGUUGUUGUAAAAGCAUACAAAGUGCCCAGGCACUCUGUACAGUGACAGCAAUUUCUGAUAUUCCCAUGGUGCUAUCUGCUGGCACAUGGCUCUUCAUAAGGCCUAAGUCUCUUUUGUGUGUGACAAACAAUUAGACCAUUUAAGUUGUUGAAUAUUUUUUAAUGCGCCAUGUACACAUUUUAGAGAAACAAUUGUACGAUCAGAAAUGUGCGAUCAUUUGCUCUUGUAAAUAAACUACAGCUCUAA
Rhincodon typus (whale shark) is the source of this 2663-nucleotide messenger RNA. Its product is annotated as transmembrane protein 150A-like. The record is from RefSeq and is a predicted model, not a curated record. The transcript is spliced from 8 exons. NCBI's taxonomy places the organism in Eukaryota, Metazoa, Chordata, Chondrichthyes, Orectolobiformes, Rhincodontidae. The coding region runs from base 282 to 1100 and encodes 272 amino acids.